Messenger RNA from Lynx canadensis (Canada lynx), 1792 nucleotides. RefSeq names its product mortality factor 4 like 1 (gene MORF4L1). The transcript has 12 exons. Gene Ontology annotation, cellular component: nucleus; NuA4 histone acetyltransferase complex. Gene Ontology annotation, biological process: regulation of DNA-templated transcription; chromatin organization. Bases 436 to 1143 code for a protein of 235 amino acids. Lineage: Eukaryota; Metazoa; Chordata; Mammalia; Carnivora; Felidae. The record is from RefSeq and is a predicted model, not a curated record.
CUGCGCGGUCGCGGCGCGGUGAGGUCUGCGGGCGCUGGCAAAUCGGGCCCGGGAUGUAGAGCUGGCGGUGCCUGACGGCGCGUCUGACGCGGAGCUGGGUGGGGUAGAGAGUAGGGGGCGGUAGUCGGGGGUGGUGGGAGAAGGAGGAGGAGGCGGCGGCGAAUCACUUAUAAAUGGCCGCCGAACAGGACCGAAGCCCAAAUUCAGGAGGGUGAGCGAGUGCUGUGCUUUCAUGGGCCUCUUCUCUAUGAAGCAAAGUGUGUAAAGGUUGCCAUAAAGGACAAACAAGUGAAAUACUUUAUACAUUACAGUGGUUGGAAUAAAAAUUGGGACGAAUGGGUUCCAGAAAGCAGAGUACUCAAGUAUGUGGACACCAAUCUGCAGAAACAGCGAGAACUUCAAAAAGCCAAUCAGGAGCAGUAUGCAGAGGGGAAGAUGAGAGGCGCUGCCCCAGGGAAGAAGACCGCCGGCCUGCAGCAGAAAAGUGUUGAAGUGAAAACCAAAAAGAACAAGCAGAAAACACCUGGAAAUGGAGAUGGUGGCAGUACCAGCGAGACACCUCAGCCUCCUCGCAAGAAAAGGGCCCGAGUGGAUCCUACCGUUGAGAAUGAGGAAACAUUCAUGAACAGAGUUGAAGUGAAAGUAAAGAUUCCUGAAGAAUUGAAACCGUGGCUUGUUGAUGAUUGGGACUUAAUUACCCGGCAAAAACAGCUGUUUUAUCUUCCUGCCAAGAAGAACGUGGAUUCCAUUCUAGAGGAUUAUGCAAAUUACAAGAAAUCUCGAGGAAACACAGAUAAUAAGGAGUACGCUGUGAAUGAGGUGGUGGCCGGCAUAAAGGAGUACUUCAAUGUGAUGCUGGGGACUCAGCUGCUCUACAAAUUUGAGAGGCCGCAGUACGCGGAGAUUCUCGCAGACCACCCAGACGCGCCCAUGUCCCAGGUGUACGGGGCGCCACAUCUACUGAGAUUGUUUGUACGAAUUGGAGCCAUGUUGGCCUAUACUCCUCUGGACGAGAAGAGUCUUGCAUUGUUGCUGAAUUAUCUUCAUGAUUUCCUAAAAUACCUGGCAAAGAAUUCUGCAACCUUGUUUAGUGCCAGCGAUUAUGAAGUCGCCCCGCCUGAGUACCAUCGGAAAGCUGUGUGAGGCGAGGCGCUGACGCUGUUUGGAUUUCUGUAAACACAGUUUUGUUUAGUCCUCCUCUUGUACAAAUGAUGUACUUUGCAAAUGUUAGUGUAUAACAGAAUUGAUGUUUGUUUUCUGUUUGAUCUUAAACAGAGAAAAUAAAAGGGGUUAUAGCUCCUUUUUUCUUUUCUUUUUUUUUCAUUUCAAAGUCGCUACCAGUGUAUUCAGUGAUGGACGACGAGAGACAUACUGUAGAGUGUUUUAUUGCCUAGUCGACAAAGCUGCUUUUGAAUGCUGGUGGUUCUAUCCCUUUGACACUCCGCACUUUUAUAAUAUGUGUUAAUGCUGUAUGACAAACUGCUCUGAUUCCUAGUGCCAAAGGUUCGAUUCAGUGUAUAUACCUGAACACGCUCAUCCGUCUGUGCUCCUUUUUUUAUGGUGCUUAAAGUAAAGAGCCCAUCCUACAGGCCGUCCAUGCUGUUCCUUAGGCAUCGUCCCUUUGCUCCGAUUGUUGAAGAAUGGUGGCUUGUUUCAUGGUUUUGUAUUUGUGUCUAAUGCACGUGUUAACAUGAUAGACGCAAUGCGUUGUGUAGCUACAGUUUUCUGGAAAAGCCAAUCUUUUAGGAAUUGUUUUUCAGAUCUUCAAUAAAUUUUUUCUUUAAAUUUCAAA